CGACAUUCAUGGAGCGUUCGGGUCUAUGUAUGAUAUGCCAGGAUCAGGAGGCAAAUAUCGCGAUCGUAGAUUGCGGACAUUUGGCCAUGUGCCAGCUGUCGCGCAUGCUCAAAGUUUGUGAUGUGGAUCACAGUGAGGUCAUGUGGAUCCGUCAGUCAUGCCUAGCUCGAUAAGCUGAUCAAUCCGUACGCCGCUUGAGAUCGGUCCUUUCUAGGUCGGUUUUACCGCAGAGUCGAAUAGCCGUUUAUUUCAUGGACUUGCUGUCAAAUCGUGCAAGGUACGAGUGUGGGAGCAGUUAAUGCUGAGCGUUGAACUCUCGAUCGUGA
Molecule: messenger RNA, 326 nt
Organism: Suillus paluster
Lineage: Eukaryota; Fungi; Basidiomycota; Agaricomycetes; Boletales; Suillaceae
Exons: 4
Coding region: 9-173 (54 amino acids)
Source: RefSeq, a predicted model, not a curated record